Messenger RNA from Leptomonas pyrrhocoris, 816 nucleotides. Its product is annotated as TATE DNA Transposon. Gene Ontology annotation, molecular function: DNA binding. The record is from RefSeq and is a predicted model, not a curated record. The transcript has a single exon. Gene Ontology annotation, biological process: DNA recombination; DNA integration. The coding region runs from base 1 to 816 and encodes 271 amino acids. NCBI's taxonomy places the organism in Eukaryota, Euglenozoa, Kinetoplastea, Trypanosomatida, Trypanosomatidae.
AUGGUGACGCGUGAGGUCUCCGCGGCAUCUGUCGGCUUGUACGUGCUCCGCGCGCCGGUAUACACUGGUUUGCCAUCUCCUGUGCCGCGACGACGCGUUGAUCAGAGGGCCGUUGCUCAGGGUUCCCCGGUGGACGACCCGCAUGGGGAAAUGGACCGUGCGCUGAACACAGGGCUUUCAGGUCCUUUAAACUGGAACGGCAGGCAUCCGGAGGGGUGUGCCUGUCCGCGGGAUUGGUUCAUCCAUCCCGGAAAGCCCCCUCAUGUGUCUCAGGUGGCGUGGGCGGCUAUGAACCCGCAGGUGCGCAUCCAACACCGCACGUGGCUGGAGAACCUGCGCGCGAUGCCCCAGGAUCUCUUGUCGCUCCCGCUGCACACGGCGGCGGUCGAGCUGGUGCGAAGGAUGGGCUGCGCACGCCAUUGGAAGUGGUCGACGAUGGCGCGACACUACGUAUCCAUUCAGGUCGCUCUACUCCAGCUGCCCCUCUACACAAACCAGACGCGGCCGGUGGACUUGGCCCGGGAACCGGAGUGGCGCCAAGCUAUAUCUGGAGCCCGACGUUUCGAGCGCGAGUCGGAGCCACAGCCGCCGGUGCCGUUGUCGGUGGAGGAGUACAAGCGGGUCUUGACUGCAGUCCGCGUCGACCCCGAGUCUCACGCUUUUCUUGUGCUGAUGUGGGCCUGCGCUGCGCGGCCUGGCGAUGUGACGAACCUCCUCGUCAAGGACAUUCAUUUUGCAGAAGAGGUAGCACCCCGUUCGGUCCGCAUGCAGGUGACGGUGCGUCGGGGAAAAGGUGCCCGGUUCCGCGGGCCGUAG